Molecule: messenger RNA, 1398 nt
Organism: Aspergillus mulundensis
Lineage: Eukaryota; Fungi; Ascomycota; Eurotiomycetes; Eurotiales; Aspergillaceae
Product: histidinol dehydrogenase family protein
Exons: 3
Coding region: 1-1398 (465 amino acids)
Biological process (GO): L-histidine biosynthetic process
Cellular component (GO): cytoplasm
Molecular function (GO): metal ion binding; NAD binding; histidinol dehydrogenase activity
Source: RefSeq, a predicted model, not a curated record
AUGCCUACCACAUUCCUCAAAUCCAAACAAUCCCCCGCCGCGAAUCAGAAGCCCAUCGACGUGAGCUUUAUCGUCAGCGGCAUGAUCGAUGACGUACGGGAAAAUGGCGACAUCGCGGUGCGCAAAUACUCCGAAAAGUUCGACAAGUGGUCUCCGGCCUCGUUCAAGCUUUCGCAAGCCGAGAUUGAGGUGUCGAUCGCGCAGUGCUCCAAGCAAACAAUCGAGGACAUCAAGACCGUGCAGAACAAUGUUCAGGCAUUUGCUCAAGCUCAGAAAGAGUCCUUGAAGGACUUUGAGUUUGAAAUUCAGCCGGGAGUUAUCCUUGGACAAAAGAACUUACCUAUCAGGACCGUUGGCGCGUACAUCCCCGGUGGCCGCUACCCCCUUCUCGCCUCCGCACACAUGACAAUCCUCACCGCGAAAGUCGCCGGCGUCCCGCACGUAAUCGGUUGUACACCCCCGAUAAACGGCAAAAUCCCGCACGCUACAGUCGCCGCGAUGCAUUUCGCGGGCGCAGACGAGAUCCACAUACUCGGCGGCGUACAAGCCAUCGCCGCAAUGGCCGUGGGCACUGACAGCAUCCGCAAAGUGGACUUCAUCGCGGGCCCUGGAAAUGCCUUCGUAGCAGAAGGGAAGCGCCAGCUAUUCGGCGAAAUCGGAAUCGACCUGUUUGCUGGUCCGACCGAGAUACUGAUUGUAGCGGAUGAGACUGCAGAUCCGUUCACUGUUGCGACGGAUGUUAUCUCGCAGGCGGAGCAUGGGCCGGACUCGCCGGCUGUGGUCAUCACCACCUCAGCGCGAGUUGGAAGAGAGGCGAUCCGAAUCAUUGAUCAUUUGCUGAACCAUUCGGAUCUGAGUACGGCGGACGUUGCGAGCGUCUCGUGGAAACACCAUGGCGAGGUCAUCCUCGUCGACACAAUGCAAGAGGCCUGGAAGCUGGCAGACGAGUACGCGAGUGAGCAUGUCCAGAUUUUCACGAAGAGGCCGCGCGACGCCCUCGAGAACAUGACAGCCUACGGUGCGCUGUUCCUGGGUGAGAAUACCUGUGUCUCAUACGGUGAUAAGGUCUGUCUCCCAUUUCAGCCCUCACAACCCAGUCCGUCAUUGCCACAGGACGAGAUGGCUGACUAUGAGGUGCAGGUAAUCGGAACGAACCACGUCCUGCCCACCCGCAAAGCAGCCCGAUACACCGGGGGCCUCUGGAUCGGCAAGUUCCUGCGCACGGUGACAUACCAGGAAGUAAAGGACGAGACCGCGAGCGGCGAACUAGGGCGUCUCUGUGGACGUGCAGCUAGGGCUGAGAACUUUGAGGCCCAUGCGCGCUCGGGGGACCUCAGGGCGUACCGGCAUUUGAAGGAUGAGAUUGAUUGGAUUGCGGGUGUGAAGGUGAAGUUGUGA